Messenger RNA from Ceutorhynchus assimilis (cabbage seed weevil), 7240 nucleotides. Lineage: Eukaryota; Metazoa; Arthropoda; Insecta; Coleoptera; Curculionidae. The record is from the annotation of a GenBank genome assembly.
UGGAUCCAGUGCUGCGAUGACGCUGCGGACGGGUGUGUGCCGGGCUGUUGCCUUGGCGGCCCUCGUGGUUUUUACGAUAGUGACCAAUGUUGAUGCUGUGGGGCAGUGUUCCGGCUGUACCACGCCAGUCAAAUGCAAUUGUACAGGAAUAAAAGGCCGAGGUGGAGCGGAAGGUAUUCCCGGUAUGCCAGGACUACGCGGUCCACCAGGUGACACUGGAUAUCCUGGUAGUAGUGGAAGUAAAGGAGAAAAAGGAUCGGACGGAGGCUACGGAAUCGGUGGUGACAGAGGAGCUAGAGGGGAUCCGGGCGAAAGAGGUCCAGACGGUUUAUCAGGCAGACCGGGUCAAACUGGAGAUAUAGGGCCUCAAGGUCCGAUAGGUUUGGACGGGUGUAACGGAACUGACGGCAGACCGGGAGCACAAGGCACUAGAGGUUACCCUGGUAUUCGAGGAGGCCUAGGACCCGAAGGACCACAAGGUCCUCGAGGAGAACCAGGCGAAGGUGGUGGUAACUCGAUUGGUACCAAAGGCGACUGGGGCGAAUCUGGAUACAACGGGCUACCUGGACUGGACGGACGCGUCGGUCCUUCGGGUUUACCUGGCUAUCAAGGACCACAAGGAGCUCAAGGUUUAGUCGGACCUCAAGGUCCAAUAGGUGCUCCAGGUGAUCAAGGAGACAGCCGAAGAGGUCCAAAAGGUAAUAAAGGAGAAUCGGGUGAUCAAGGUCCAGCUGGUGAACGUGCGGACGACUCCGAACACCACGAAGACGGCACACCGAACAUUCAACUAGUAAAAGGUGUCCGAGGCAUGAAAGGAGAGAGAGGAGAAAUGGGUCCGAUGGGCUACAAGGGUUUCUGGGGAGAAAAGGGACGCGCUGGACUUUCUGGUCUUAAAGGAGCCGCAGGCUACAAAGGUGACCGUGGUGAAGACGGUCCGCCAGGCAAACAAGGCAAAGAUGGCCCGAAAGGUCAACCCGGCGAAAAAGGCUACAAAGGAGCUCCUGGCUACGCUGGAAUUGACGGAUCUGACGGUUCGAAAGGUGAGCUGGGUGAAGAAGGCAGACCUGGUAUUCCUGGCGAACAAGGUCCCGAAGGACCUCCUGGUUUAUACGACCCGUUCCUUGAUGAAAUUAUCGGAGGAGCUAUCGGCAGGCAAGGUCCGACUGGUUUUCCGGGUUUGCAAGGUUUAUCGGGACUCCCUGGUGAUGAGGGACAAUCGGGUCCAAUUGGACCACCGGGUCCGCCUGGACCACCCGGACAAAUGGGAUUGCCUGGACUUAAAGGUAUUUCCAUAAAGGGAGAACGGGGUGACGAUGGUCAACCAGGCGCUCCCGGAAGAACUGGCCAACCAGGAAACUCCGGCCCGAUGGGACUGGCAGGAGAAAAAGGCCUCAAAGGCGAAACAGUUGUGGGACCUCAAGGCCCUGGUGGAAUACCUGGAACUAGAGGCUUCGACGGGUUACCCGGUGAUCGUGGUGAUCCUGGUGACAGAGGGAGAAAGGGAUUCCCAGGUAUCGGCACACCAAUUAGAGGACCACCAGGUCCACCGGGUCCCAGAGGACAACCAGGUCCUGUCGGUUACGACGGAGCUCUAGGAUAUAACGGAUUUCCAGGUACGAAAGGUCGUAAAGGAGAUGAUUGUGGCGUGUGCAGACCAGGACGUAAUGGAGUCAAAGGAGACCUUGGAGAACCUGGUAGAAACGGUCGUCCCGGCCCUAUCGGCUUUAUAGGUCUAUCUGGUGAAAGAGGCAAAACAGGAUUUUCUGGUAAACCUGGUUUCCCUGGUAUCGACGGCUUAGACGGUACACCUGGUCAAAACGGUCUAAUGGGUCGUCCGGGACCUUCAGGUGAACCUGGUAGAAUUGUACUGCCUCCAGGAGCUGCUAUGGUCGCAGAUAUGGGUGACAAAGGAGAUGCAGGAUUACCAGGCCUCGAAGGACCUGCUGGGGAGCCAGGCUUUAAGGGUCCCCCAGGCGACAGUGGUCCGAGAGGAUAUGCCGGACCCCAAGGUGAUGUUGGAAACGAUGGUAUUCCUGGACGAGACGGAACCGCAGGAAUACCCGGUCUUAUAGGUGAAAAAGGUGACCGUCAUACCAUACCUAAAGAAUUUUUAGUUGGAGAUAGAGGUUUCAGUGGAUUCAAGGGGCACAAAGGUGAAAAGGGGCCCACAGGUCCGAGAGGUAUUCCUGGAAUAAUUGGCAAUUACAUUGAUAGAGCAGGUGAAAAAGGUAUAAAAGGACUUCCCGGUGAUCCAGGACCUAACGCACCUCAAGCACCAAAGGGCCCACGUGGAGACCCAGGUUGGCCUGGAUUACCUGGAGACAGAGGCUUACCGGGACGAUCUCUGCCAGGCCCUGAUGGAGUAACUGGCCAUCCAGGUAUCAUCGGAGAUGAAGGACCGAGAGGCACACCUGGAAAUCCCGGUUUCCCUGGUAUAGACGGAACUCCUGGAGUUUCAGGACUCAAAGGAGAUCGCGGAGAACCUGGUCAAAAAGUAUUAUUCGGUGACAUGGGUUUGAUGGGUCCACCUGGACAGAAAGGAGAAUAUGGUGACGAAGGACCGCCAGGAUAUCCAGGAUUGCCUGGCACCCCGGGAUACAAAGGCAUUAAAGGAACCAAAGGUGCCCCAGGUUAUGCAGGACAAACAGGAGCUCAAGGCGUGAAAGGUCAAAUAGGAGCUUACUAUCCAGGACCGCCAGGACUUCCGGGACUUCCAGGCCCUGUCGGUAGACCUGGAGAAUGGGGAGAUCUAGGACAGAAGGGAGAUGACGGUGAAAAUGGUUACUUCGGCCUCCAAGGAGUUAAAGGAGAUCUCGGCGAAACCGGUUUCCCAGGAUUACCUGGCGAGGAAGGACUUCCAGGAUUGCCAGGUUUUGACGGUCCCGAAGGCUUACCAGGUGUCACUGGACAGUUUGGUGACCGCGGUGACAUUGGAGACGCUGGACUUCCUGGUUUUCCAGGACCCAAAGGACUACUCGGACCCAGAGGACAUAAAGGUGGACGAGGUGAUGCUGGACCCGACGGAUACGUUGGCCCGCAAGGCGAACCGGGAAAGCCAGGUCCGAUGGGAAACCCUGGAAUACCUGGAUUCGACGGUCAAAAAGGAGAGUCGACUUUUAGCGGACAAACGGGUGAUAGAGGAGAUGCUGGAUUACCUGGAGUGAGUGGAUUCGAUGGAAGACCUGGAUUACCAGGACUUAAAGGAAAACAAGGUGAUGUCGGUAUACCAGGAAUAGGACAACCAGGUAUUGUAGGUCCAAAAGGUGACAGAGGUCUUGACGGUCGACCAGGAGGUUUCGGUUUCAAAGGCGAACCAGGUGAAGCAGGUAUUCCCGGUCCAAAAGGAUUCACAGGUUCCCUAGGCAGAGUUGGAGCACCAGGAAAGCCUGGAUAUGCAGGCUUAGAAGGCUUACGGGGAAACCGCGGUGAAAUCGGUCUUCCCGGAUAUUCGGGAGCUAAAGGAGGAUCGGGCAUGAGCGGAGAGCCUGGACUAAUAGGUUUACCUGGUAUGCCUGGGCCUAUUGGUGAUGCUGGACCGAGAGGUCCAUGGGGUCCUAAAGGUUUUAAGGGUAACAGAGGUUUGCCUGGUAUAACUUUGCCCGGAUUUGCUGAAAAGGGAGAUGCUGGUGAAAUUGGAAUGUUUGGAUUAACAGGUCGGAAGGGAGCUGUUGGAGAUGUAGGAGUAGCAGGUUGGCCAGGAGCGAGAGGAGAAAGAGGCCGAAUAGGUGAAGCAGGCUUAAGAGGUGACGCUGGCUUGACAGGUUUGCCAGGUGAACGCGGUGACGCCGGUUUUCCAGGAGCCCCAGGAUUGCCCGGUCAAAAUCCUGAAGGCGGCGAUGCUGGAACACCAGGAGAAGAUGGUCUUCCUGGACCGCCAGGAAGGCUAGGACAGAAAGGGGCUCCGGGUGAAGCAGGUCAAGACGGUUUCAAUGGGCCUAGAGGGCAGCCCGGACUUUCUAUUCAAGGAGUCAAAGGAGUACAAGGUGACAGUGGAUUUGAUGGAGAACAAGGUCCAUUUGGACCGGAAGGUCCAUCAGGUCGUGACGGUUUGCCCGGUAUCGCAGGUGUCAAGGGUGUGACGGGUGAUUUUGGAUUUGCUGCUAGCAGUUUUAAGGGAGUCCGUGGAGAUGUCGGAUUCAAGGGUCUUAGAGGUCGUGACGGACAAAAAGGCGAACAAGGAGAUGCAGGUCUUGAAGGUUAUCCAGGUGAACAAGGUUAUUCAGGACAAAUAGGUCUUUCUGGUGAUAUUGGUUUGCCUGGAUUCCCUGGUAUUCCUGGUGCGCCAGGAUUAGAAGGUGAUGCUGGUGAUACAGGAUUUAAUGGCUUCCCAGGAGAGCCAGGAGAUGAAGGACUUCCUGGCCUGGCUGGUAUGUCAGGUAAACCAGGUUUAGAUGGCCGAGAUGGUUAUCCAGGUGCAGCAGGAGCCAAAGGUAUGAGAGGCGACACCGGAGACACAGGCUUGUUGGGUUAUCCAGGAUUGAAAGGUCUACCCGGAUCGUUGGGUAUUCCAGGUCGUAACGGUUUACCAGGUCUACCAGGACCGCAAGGUCCGAAAGGAGAACCCGCAGAACCCGCGCCCUUACCAAAAAGCCGAGGAUUUGCUGUCGUGAGACAUUCACAGUCGGAAAUAAUUCCAGUUUGUCCAAGGAAUACCGUCAAAUUGUGGGAAGGAUUUUCGUUGUUGCACAUUCAAAGUGAAAAAGACACUCACGGGCAAGAUUUAGGUAACCCAGGAAGUUGUGUGAGACGCUUCAACACGAUGCCUUUCGUGUUUUGUAAUUUAAAUGACGUGUGCGACUAUGCCAACACCAAUGACUACAGCUAUUGGUUGUCAACUACUGAACCUGUACCAAUGACCAUGACUCCUAUUUAUGGUAAUGAUAUCCAGAAGUAUAUUUCUAGGUGUUCUGUAUGUGAAGCACCCACUAGAGCUAUAGCAAUUCACAGUCAAGCCAGCACUGUUCCGCAAUGCCCUGUUGGUUGGGACGAGUUAUGGAUCGGAUGGAGUUUCAUGAUGGGUACCGAUGCUGGCGGUGAUGGCUCAACUCAAUCUUUAGUUUCACCUGGAUCGUGUCUGGAAGAUUUCAGGACUAAACCGUUUAUCGAAUGUCACGCCCAUGGCAGGUGCAAUCACUACACUACAGCGUUAUCCUUCUGGAUAGCUACAAUCGAGGAAUAUUCUCAAUUCAAAAAACCAGUGCCACAAACCUUGAAGUCUGGAUUCUUGACUACCAAGAUUAGUCGAUGCGCUGUCUGUCUUAGAAGAGUACCCUCUAGGCCAGAUGUUACACCGCCUCCAGCCCAAAUCAACAGGCAAUAUCAGCCGAAGCCGCCUGCGCCUUACAACCCUUACAGUCCCAGACCUGCAACUUACAAUUUCCAACCUUCUCCUUAUAAUCCACAAUCUUCUCCUUACAAUCCCCAAUAUAGGAACUUGAACUAUAGAGAUAGGCUCGUGGCUAGAAGACGUAGGCCGCAAUCUUAUGCGCAAAAUUACUCUAGGAAACCGCAGCAAGGCUGAAGGGUGGUUAAAUUUUAGGGAAAUUUGAUUUUGGCUUCUAAGCUACAAGUAAAAAUUGUACAUAAUUUAAUUAGGUAUAGUUAUUUAACCUGCUACGAAGAUUUUGGAUAAAUUUGCACACAAAGUUUAGUAUAGAAAAUUUGUCCAUAAUUUUCCUUUAAAUGUACGAAACGAGGAAAAAAUUGUAUGUAAUUAUGUAAAAAAGUAGGUUGCUCUAUCUCUGUUAUCUAUGUGCCAUUUUUGUACAAUACUAAAUAGGUUUUAAGAGUCGUGAUAAGUAUAAGGUGCUGAAAAAAUUGACUUCUAUUAUGUUUUUCCAUUAUUUAGGUUAACGACCAACGGUGAUUCAUCUUAGCGAUUAAUAAAUAGUAAAUUAAGGUAUUUUUUCAUGUUCCAAGCUUUUUUUAGCCAAGUAACUUUUUCCAAGCGCUUAAUUUGAGCUAAUAAUUAAAGGUACACUGCCAAGAGUAAAACCAAUAUGUUCAGUGUUAUUAAGUACUAAUUAUAAUAUUUUAUUUAUGAAAAUAAUAAAUAAUUUUGUUUUAAUAACUUCUACUGUUUUUUAUUAUUAUUAAUUAAUAAGCAGACAUUAUAAGAUAUGAGUUCUGUAUAAAACAGACGUGAAAACGGUAUCCUCUAUCUUACGGCUUGGGCCUAAUCACCAACUCAGGGUGAUUUGGAACUAUAUAGUUAGCAAUAAUAUCAAAAAGAUCAAACUUGAACUUAUCAUCUCCAUCACAAUUAUCGAUGGCAUAAUUGACUCUUCCCUUGCGGAGGUCAUUUUUAUGUGCAAUCGAAGUGUCUCUUGCUCUAUAUCUAGUAGUAUUAGUAUCUGGAUCCAUUAUCGACUCCCAAUCAUUAGAGCUAAAAGGAUAAACUGAUGUUGUGCUAACUUCUGUUAGUAGCUCCACUAUACGAUGUAGGGUCGUUGCUCUAAAAGUUCCAUCUAAAAGAUCAUGAUGUUCAGUUCGAUCCCUGUAGGCAACCAUGUGAUGAUAGAGAACUCUGAGAACAUCUCCAGCACGUUCGCCACUGUUUUCCUGAGCAAUCAUAAUGAGUCGGUAAUCAGGACCAUCUUCAGGAUCAUCUCUCCGUUCCAUUGGAGAAGGACCCAUUACUAUGUUACCAGGUAACCAAUAAAAAAAUGCUCGUACUAUUGCUAGUUCGGGUUUCUCUGCAUCUGUACUAUCAAACUUAUGCUCAACCAACUCAGUAGUUAUUAAAGCAGCUCGUUUAGCUGCUUCUAAUACUACCCUACUACUUCGAUCCCUGGCGAUGAUAGGUAACGUUUCUCUUACCAAAGUAUCCAAGUAUUGGCCAAAAGAGAAAGCUUCACCAAUUUCUUCAGUAGGCAUCCACUCUUGGGCUCUAUCAAUUGCCGCUUGUAGAAAGUCGGAGAUAAUGUUGUAGGGAAUGAUAUGGUGCCGUGCUAGUGGGAGUAGCGUGUUUUCCACUUCGCCCAAUCUCACACCAUUCUUGCUGACAACACCUUCAGUGAUUAAGCGUACUCCAUUUUGCACGGCACGGUCCCUGAGCAUAAAUUCGCACCGAUGAUCGGGUAAGUUCACAUCUUUUUCUUUUACAGCGACUGUUGAUCUUAACACUAGAGUGGUUAGUAAUAAGGGUAAUACAAUCAUUGAGUAAAACUUUUUACUUGCAUUUAUAAUAAUGAGUUGUAUGUGAUUUGAGCGAUAUUUUCAACUAAAUGUUAUCUUAUUG